Molecule: messenger RNA, 1417 nt
Organism: Motacilla alba alba
Lineage: Eukaryota; Metazoa; Chordata; Aves; Passeriformes; Motacillidae
Product: surfeit locus protein 1
Exons: 9
Coding region: 59-1015 (318 amino acids)
Biological process (GO): mitochondrial respiratory chain complex IV assembly
Cellular component (GO): membrane; mitochondrion
Source: RefSeq, a predicted model, not a curated record
CGUUUCCCGUUCCGGGCCGCGGGCAGGCGGGGCCGGGCCGGGCCGGGCCGGGGCUGCCAUGGCCGCGCUGGUGCUGCGAGCGGCGCCCAGGCUGCUGAGGGAGCGGCGGGGCCGGGGGAGGCUCGGGGCAGCGGGGCCGGGACGGGAAUCACAGUGCUUGAUCAGAAGAACAUUUUUUGGGUGUCCUCUAACUAAGGGAGGUUCUGGUCUGGUUCAGAAGACUAAAGAUGUUUGUUUGAGGUUCUGCAGACCACGAAGUUCUACAGCAGCUGCUGGCACAUCUGGAGAGGAUGCCUUGCUGAAAUGGGGCCUUCUCCUCGUCCCUCUGACCACAUUUGGUCUUGGCACAUGGCAGGUGCAGCGGCGCAAGUGGAAAUUAGAUUUGAUUGCACAGCUGGCAUCCAGAAUCAGAGCAGAUCCCAUCCCUCUGACAUUAGACCCCAUGGAACUGAAGGAGUUGGAGUACAGACCCGUGCGGGUCCGAGGGCGUUUUGACCACUCCAAGGAGCUGUACAUCCUGCCCCGCUCCCUGCUGGAUCCCGAGCGGGAGGCGCGGGAGGCGGGCAGGAUCACAUCCCACCCGGAGAACGGAGCCAACGUCGUCACCCCCUUCUACUGCACAGAGCUCGGGGUCACGAUUUUAGUCAACCGAGGAUUUGUGCCCAGGAAGAAACUGAAACCAGAGACCAGGCUGAAGGGACAGAUUGAAGAUGAGAUUGAUCUCACAGGGGUGGUGAGGUUAACAGAAAAAAGGAAACCCUUUGUGCCUGAAAACAACAUUGAAAAAAACCGCUGGCACUACCGGGACCUGGAGGCCAUGGCCAAGGUGACCGGUGCUGAGCCCAUCUUCAUCGAUGCAGACUUCAGAAGCACAGUCCCGGGGGGGCCCAUCGGGGGCCAGACCAGGGUGAGCCUGCGGAACGAGCACAUGCAGUACAUUGUCACCUGGUACAGCUUGUGUGCUGCAACUUCCUUCUUGUGGUACAAGAAAUUUAUACAGAAGCUACCUCUGUGAGGGGAAGGAAGAAACAUCUUUGUGCUACAGUCAAGGACAGACUUUUAUGGAUGACAGGAGCCUGGUCAGUCCUAAAUAACUGAAGGACCUGGAAUUCCAGAGCAGUUUGAGCAAACAUUAUCAAGCUGCACAUAGACUUUAAACAAUCCCUGCAAACUGAGCUCCCACCAGUGUGAUCUGGCUGCAGCUUGGGAGCACUGAACUUCAACAGUAAUCACAAGAAUACAUUUUUCUAACGUGGUUGCUUGUCAGCUACAUUUUAACAUCUCCAAUUUUUUUUCUUUCAAGACAAAUCCAGAGGAUUUUGUGAAUCAGUCUAUUUGCAGCAAGUCCUUCCUGAAGUCAGGAAUGGCUCACAGCAGCUGCAGAAUAAAUAAAGGCCUUCAGGUCUUUGCCUUGUGA